AUGUCGUCCGGCGGGGGCGACUUCUCCGCGGCCGUGGAAGAGACCCCGGAGGCCUGGGAUGGCAACGCUAAGAGCCGACAGGCGUACCCCUCUCAGGCAACUGCCUCAGAGGUCUCAAGCGACGAGCGCGCCGCCGCGAGCCGCGCCGCGCCACCCGGCGGCCCGUUCGUCGCCGCCCUGGACGUGGGCACGACGUCGGUGCGCUGCGUGGUGCUGGACCGGCGCAUGGAGCGGCGCGGCCUCUGCCGGCGGCCCGUGCGCCUGCUCUACCCGCAGCCGGAGCAUGUCGAGAUCGACCCGGACCAGCUGUUCGAGGCCGUGUGUGAGGUGAUUCGCGGCGCUAUCAGCGACGCCGGACUCACCGCCGACCAGAUUGCGACCCUGGGGAUCAGCACUCAGCGUGCUUCUUUCACCACCUGGAGUCGGGAAACCGGCAAACACUACCACAACAUCGUCUGCUGGAACGACAGAAGGGCCAGCGAUCUGGUCCAAUCUUGGAACGCCUCACUGAUGUUCCGGCUGCCGGCACACGCCGCCUGGCUGCUGCACAAGGUGACGGGCAACCCGCGCCUCCAGGCUGUCAGCGUGCUGCGCCUGAUGAACCAGCAGGUGACGAUGCGCCUGCUUUGGUGCAUGCAAAACGUAGCCUCGCUGAAGGCGGACAUCGCGCGCGAGAAGGCGCUCUUCGGCACGGUCGAGACCGUACCUGUCUGUACCGGCUCACCGGCGGAAGGACUGCACGUGUCCGACCGCACCACAAGCUCCGUCACCGGCUUCUACGACCCGUACCUCAUGUGCUGGUCCGGCUAUGCACGCUUCAUGUUCGGCGUGGCGCCGCCCAGUAUGCUGCCCCGCGUCGUGUCCACCACGCACGACUUCGGCGCCACGCGAGCCGACCUGCUCGGCGCCGCUGUGCCCCUCGGCUGCGUCAUCGGCGACCAGGGCGCGUCGCUGUUCGGCGCCGGCUACGCGCGCCGCGGCGACGUGGCCGUUACGCUCGGCACCGGCUCGUUCAUGGACGUGAACACGGGCGCGAGUCCGCACACGUCGGUGCGGGGCCUGUACCCGGCCGUCGCCUGGCAGCGAGGCGACGAGGUGGUCUUCAUGGCUGAGGGCUCGGCCGGCGACACGGCCGUUAGCGUGCUCUGGGGACGCCAGGUGGGCUUGUACGACGCCGUGGAGGAGACGGCGGCGCUGGCCGCGUCGGUGCCUGACGCCGGCGGCGUACUGUUCGUGCCGGCCUUCUCCGGCCUCGCGGCGCCCGUCAACGACUUCAAGGCGGCGGCCGGCUUCAUUGGCGUGACGGCAGCGACGACGCGUGCGCACCUGACGCGCGCCAUCCUGCAGGCGAUAGCGUUCCGGCUGCGUCAGCUGUACGACAGCAUGCGCGCCGAGGCGGCGUUCCCGCUGCACCACGUGCGCGUGUCGGGCGGCGUGGCCAACAAUGACCUGGUGUGUCAGCUGGCGGCGGACGUGCUCGACGUGCGCCUGGAGCGGCCGGCCGACGUGGAGACGUCGGUGCGCGGCGCGGCGGCGCUGGCCGGCCUGGCCGCCGGCGUGUGGCGCGACGAGGCCGAGGUGGACGCGCUCCGGCGCGUGGGCCGCGUGUUCACGCCCGACAAGGCGUCCGGAGACAGGCUGCGCGCCGAGAUGGUCGAGUGGGGGCGCGCUGUCCAGCGCUUCGGCCAAUGGUACGCCGACGAUGUCAAGUGAGCGGCAGACGGCGGGCGGUGGACGGCGCGAGAGGAGCUUCUGCCCCGGUAUCGAUGUCGUGGACGAGAUGAUGGGAUCAGACAUCGGUUGGGAAGUCUGUGUAUCCACGGCGAUGGCAAGAAGGGCUUUCUUCAGCCGUGACUGAGCGCUGUUGAGUGCUCAUUGCGGCAUAUUCCGGCGAUGGUUCGGAGACGGAAAAGUGGCAAAGGAUGGGAAGAUUAUUUGAGAUUAGCAACUGACGCGAGGACACAGGAGUUAUUUCCGUUGCGUUCUUACGCGAGGCUGCUGGCAAGCCCGCUAAUGGUAAGAACGGGGUCUGGUAGAAAUGGUAAGCAGAGUGCAAAUGAAGCUCAUGGAAUUACGCCGCCCACGAAGCCCCGUGUUAUCUGUUAUCAAGGCGUUUCCCGGACGCGUCUGAACAAAUCACUGAGGCUCAUGUUUCAAGGUAUGUACAAGUCCCAACCCGGCCAGUGUUCUACAACGCCUCUCCAACAGUUCCCGUGUGCGCCACGCGUCCGAACCUUUGCGUGUGGCACCCUCGCGUUGCAGCCAGGCAGACUUCCACUGUUUUUGCUCCCGAUAGAUGGCGGUACCGCACGGUGAUUGCCCACGGCUCGGCGGGCUGUGCUUGACUUGAUUCUUGCCACGUGGUGAUGGGGUAGUGUUAAUGCAUUGAAAACAAUUGGUCUUUAGCAUGUGUUCGGCCAUGCAUGGGAGAAUGGGGUGAUGUUUUCCUGUCAUGACGGGUGCUGGUCCAUUGUUUUCGAUAGAUUUUGUGUGAGAAGGGUUAGGGUGAAUAUUUUUUAGCAUGUAUGCAUAUUGAUACGGGCUGCGCCAUUGCUAAUCGCAGAACUGCAGCAUAUUGAUCAAGAAGUGCAAAAUUGUUUUAAACAAAUAGAAGUGCAAACAAAUGCGCAUCAAAAUACGGAACAAACCAUGACGCGCAUUGCACCAUAGUCCGCUAGUUCGUACUCUUGCAGCUGAGAUGGCAGCACAUAAAGCGUCAAGUUACACUGCAAUCUGCACAUUUGUGUCAAUGCUAGGGGCGUCGCGUGAUGAGGAGUGUUUUGCCUUUCCGGAUUGGCCACGAUUCGAUUCGUUACCGGUGGCGUAGUGUGUGAUCCAAAUGACUGUUGAGCCGACAGUUGUGCUCUCGUAUCGAAGAUUGUGCUGAAAUGAGGGUCUAGCCUAACCUGAUAUUUUUAUAGCAUCGUGCAUUGUCUUUAUACAGCGUGGUGGCUUCCGCUAGAUAAAGGGACAACAAGGAAGUAAUCGUUGCAUGUACUGUGGCAGUACAACUGUAAUCCGUCGUCCAUGAUGAUGCCGCAGGGGACGAACUCGGCGUCCCAUACUGACCCACAUCGGCCUACUCGUCUUCCAUGUUGCUCCAUAUUGAUGUG
This is a messenger RNA of Pollicipes pollicipes, 3113 nucleotides long. Its product is annotated as putative glycerol kinase 5. Gene Ontology annotation, molecular function: kinase activity; phosphotransferase activity, alcohol group as acceptor. Lineage: Eukaryota; Metazoa; Arthropoda; Thecostraca; Pollicipedomorpha; Pollicipedidae. Gene Ontology annotation, cellular component: mitochondrion. Gene Ontology annotation, biological process: phosphorylation; triglyceride metabolic process; glycerol-3-phosphate biosynthetic process. The record is from RefSeq and is a predicted model, not a curated record.